Messenger RNA from Cynara cardunculus var. scolymus (artichoke), 742 nucleotides. Its product is annotated as guanosine deaminase-like. Lineage: Eukaryota; Viridiplantae; Streptophyta; Magnoliopsida; Asterales; Asteraceae. Gene Ontology annotation, molecular function: zinc ion binding; guanosine deaminase activity. The transcript has 4 exons. Bases 16 to 561 code for a protein of 181 amino acids. The record is from RefSeq and is a predicted model, not a curated record. Gene Ontology annotation, biological process: purine nucleoside catabolic process.
UGCUUCCAUUAAUCUAUGUUACGUUUGAAUUUAACUUCGUUUCAUUUUGUGCUUUGGAAAAAAAAAGCAGUUAUAGAGGAUAGAGACCACAAAUUCUUGACAAGAGCUGUUGAAGAAGCAUACAAAGGAGUUGAAUGUGGAGAUGGAUGGCCAUUUGGUGCCCUCGUUGUUCACAAAGAUGAAGUUGUUGUGAGUUGCCAUAACAUGGUUGUAGAACACACUGAUCCAACUGCACAUGCAGAAGUUACAGCAAUACGAGAGGCAUGUAAAAAGCUGAACCGAAUCGAUCUUUCCGACUGUGAAAUGUAUGCUUCUUGUGAGCCUUGUCCUAUGUGCUUCGGUGCCAUUCAACUUUCAAGGAUUAAGAGGCUCGUAUAUGGAGCUAAAGCGGAAGCAGCGAUUGCAAGUGGAAUUCCGAUCGACGAUUUUAUCUCGGAUGCAUUGAGAGGUACUGGGUUUCAUGAGAAGGCUAACUUGGAGAUCAAACAAGCAAAUGGUAAUGGAGCCAUGAUUGCUGAACAAGUCUUUGAGAGAACUAAACCCAUGUUUCCCAAGCGUUGAUUCAUCUCUCAAUUUAAUUUAACUGGAAGGUACUCGCGCAAUGCAGCGAGAUACAUCUUAAUUUUAAUGUUUCGCUUUAUAUUUUGGGUCUAUCAAUGUUAUAAUACGAUUUUAUGUGGUUUUAAGAAAAAUAAAAUGUUUUUAUUUUUUAAUUAAAUAUAAACUUGAUGAUAUUAUUACA